This is a messenger RNA of Arabidopsis arenosa, 2342 nucleotides long. The record is from the annotation of a GenBank genome assembly. Lineage: Eukaryota; Viridiplantae; Streptophyta; Magnoliopsida; Brassicales; Brassicaceae.
AUCUCUUCUUCUUGUGACCACUCUUCCUGUCUGUUCACUGGUUAGGAGAUCUCUAUCUCUCUCUCUGAUCCUUUUUGUUUGUUUCUGAUUUUAUUGAAUCGCUCUCUUUGAAAAACCUUAAGAGUUUUCUUCUUCCUCGAUCUCUGAUUUUGGCGAUUUUUGAUUUGUUGUUGUUGAUCGGAUCUCGGCAUUUUCUAGGAGGUGAAUUUUGAUUUUUUGGCCGAUCGGAUUUGAGUUUUUUGAAUCUCUGAUUGCUGAGAAAAUGCCGGCGUUUUACGGAGGAAAGCUUACGACCUUCGAGGACGAUGAGAAGGAGAGCGAGUAUGGUUACGUUCGUAAGGUUUCAGGGCCUGUUGUUGUCGCCGAUGGUAUGGCCGGUGCUGCUAUGUAUGAGUUAGUGCGUGUUGGGCAUGAUAAAUUGAUUGGUGAAAUCAUCCGUCUUGAAGGAGAUUCUGCCACCAUCCAAGUUUACGAGGAAACAGCUGGAUUGACAGUUAAUGACCCCGUUCUUCGAACACACAAGCCACUUUCUGUGGAGCUCGGGCCAGGAAUACUGGGAAAUAUCUUCGAUGGAAUUCAGAGGCCUUUGAAGACUAUUGCAAGAAUAUCCGGUGAUGUGUACAUCCCUCGUGGUGUGUCUGUCCCAGCUCUUGACAAAGAUUGUCCUUGGGAGUUCCAGCCCAAUAAAUUUGUCGAGGGAGACACAAUAACUGGUGGUGACUUGUAUGCUACUGUCUUUGAGAACACUUUGAUGAAUCACCAUGUUGCCCUUCCUCCUGAUGCCAUGGGGAAGAUCACUUACAUUGCUCCAGCUGGUCAAUAUUCCCUUAAGGAUACAGUGAUAGAGCUUGAGUUCCAGGGUAUCAAGAAAUCUUACACCAUGCUUCAGAGCUGGCCUGUACGUACGCCUAGGCCAGUUGCAUCAAAGCUUGCUGCCGAUACUCCUCUACUUACGGGGCAGCGUGUCCUUGAUGCCCUUUUCCCUUCAGUUCUUGGUGGAACCUGUGCCAUUCCUGGUGCUUUUGGCUGUGGGAAAACUGUUAUCAGUCAGGCACUUUCCAAGUACUCCAACUCCGAUGCUGUUGUGUAUGUUGGUUGUGGAGAGAGAGGAAAUGAAAUGGCUGAGGUUCUUAUGGACUUCCCACAAUUGACAAUGACAUUGCCUGAUGGCCGUGAGGAAUCUGUCAUGAAACGUACUACACUUGUUGCCAACACCUCUAACAUGCCUGUGGCUGCUCGUGAAGCCUCAAUUUACACAGGAAUCACAAUCGCUGAAUAUUUUAGAGAUAUGGGAUACAAUGUUAGUAUGAUGGCAGACUCAACUUCCCGUUGGGCAGAAGCAUUAAGAGAAAUUUCAGGACGGCUGGCUGAAAUGCCUGCCGACAGUGGGUAUCCCGCCUAUCUAGCAGCACGUUUAGCAUCUUUCUAUGAACGUGCUGGUAAAGUAAAAUGUCUCGGUGGACCAGAACGUGAUGGAAGUGUCACAAUUGUUGGUGCUGUUUCACCUCCUGGAGGAGACUUUUCAGAUCCUGUGACUUCGGCAACCCUUAGUAUUGUGCAGGUCUUCUGGGGUUUGGACAAAAAGCUUGCCCAGAGAAAACAUUUUCCUUCUGUUAAUUGGUUGAUUUCUUACUCUAAGUAUUCAACGGCCUUGGAAACUUUCUAUGAAAAGUUUGAUCCAGAUUUCAUCACCAUCAGGACAAAGGCCAGAGAGGUGUUGCAGAGGGAAGACGAUCUUAAUGAAAUUGUCCAGCUUGUAGGAAAAGAUGCGCUAGCAGAAGGUGACAAAAUCACCUUGGAAACAGCUAAGCUAUUGAGGGAAGACUACCUUGCUCAAAACGCGUUUACACCAUAUGACAAAUACUGCCCUUUCUACAAGUCGGUCUGGAUGAUGCGUAACAUUAUCCAUUUCUACAACCUAGCCAACCAGGCGGUUGAGAGAGCAGCUGGAAUGGACGGUCAAAAGAUUACUUACACUCUCAUCAAGCAUCGCUUGGGAGAUCUUUUCUACCGUUUAGUGUCUCAGAAGUUCGAAGACCCAGCAGAAGGUGAGGAUACACUGGUGGCAAAAUUUAAGAAAUUGUAUGACGAUCUCACUGCUGGAUUCCGUGCCUUGGAGGAUGAAACUCGCUCUGUGAGCGUCAUGAUUCUCCGGCUGUGCUGUGCUGUGUAAUAUGUUUGAUUCGUUGUUUUUAUGUUUUUUAUUUCGAUGGUAAUAAGGUACAGCCAAUGUGAGUCAUAUAUUUGAUUUGAUGUACCCUCUCAAUUCAAUAAGUUAAUUAUAAUGUCCAAACCUAUUGGGGAUACAGUUAUUUUUCUCAUAAUAAAUACCAUCAUUUUGU